Paecilomyces variotii is the source of this 639-nucleotide messenger RNA. RefSeq names its product Alkylmercury lyase. Gene Ontology annotation, molecular function: alkylmercury lyase activity. The coding region runs from base 1 to 639 and encodes 212 amino acids. NCBI's taxonomy places the organism in Eukaryota, Fungi, Ascomycota, Eurotiomycetes, Eurotiales, Thermoascaceae. The transcript has a single exon. The record is from RefSeq and is a predicted model, not a curated record.
AUGUCACAGAAAAGCUCCGUCUCGCUUGAAUAUGAGCAACUUAAGAACCAGUUACUCGCCGACAUGAUGGCAAUACCAGCAUUCUUCCCGGCACUUCUCCGACUUGUUAGCAGAGGAGAACCAGUACCCAUUGCUGCUCUUGCUACCGAAGUACACAUACCAAUCCACGAUAUCGAACAGUGGCUCCGUCAACAGCCCGGGACCGACUGGGACAGCCAGGGACGGCUGCUCGGUUUCGGCCUUACCCAGCGCCCGACAAACCACCGAUUUGUCCUGGAUGGCCGGACCCUUUACACAUUCUGUGCCGCAGACGCCUUGAUUUUUCCAGCCCUCCUUGGCCAAACCGCAAAUGUUGAGUCCAGAUGCGCGGAUUCAGGCCAGCAGGUUCAUGUCAAGGUUGAGCCAAAUGCGGUUGUGUUUGCCGACCCUGGACAGACAAUGGUUUCACACAUUCCCGGGUCUCUGAGCAGUUGUGACAUCAGAAGCACAGUAUGUAACCACGGCGUUUUCUAUGCCUCGGUUGAGUCUGCGCUUCACUGGCAAGAGAGACACCCCAACGGGGUGGUCCUUCCAGUUGAAGAGUUCUUCAAUAUUUGUUUAGCUGGAUUGAAGAAGGCAGGCCUCAUUCCAUUUACGUGA